AUGAAUACUUUUCAAUAUCGCGAUAAUGGUGAUAUUGUAUAUUUUGUCAACGGAGUUGAGAAUGUUUGUCGAGUUGGAACACAAGAGUAUACUGUUGUAAAACAUAUGCUGGUAAGCUUUUCAGCUGAAAAAUUAAAAAAAAAACUAUAUCUUUCAGGACUCUAAUAGGUAUGGUGCACUGCCUCCCCAAAUCUACGUGUGUGUGGAAAAACGAAAAAUGUCUGGCACGCUCUCACAAACACACACUCUCUCGCACACAACUUUUUACUUUUAUUUCGCGAAAACAGUGCAUAUUAGGAGCUGAUUUUUAUGUGUUUUUCAUCAGAACCACAAUAAGUGUUAUACAUAGUUCGAGAGAGAAUUUCUUCGGCUACAAGCACAUAUGAAAUGUUAUAUAUGAAAACGAGGUAAAAAAAUAAAAAUUUCAUGCAAACAUGACAUGGUUUUUUUUUGAAUUGUGUGAAAAACGCAUGUGUUUUUUGAUGACCUGGCUUAUUUUUUGAAUAUCGAAUAUAUGUAUAAUCGAGUCGUAGUUUUGUUCAGAAUCUCAAGGGCUUUCAGAUGAUGUAAAUCAAUAUUUAUGAAAUUGUGAAAUCAUGGAGGAGUAGGGAUUUUUCGUUUGUCAAUUUUUAAAACGAAAUUUUCAUUUUCAUUUGAAAGGAACUCGAAUGAAGUUUACAUACGUUUUGUAGAGAAUUUCUCGGGCUUCAAAUUCAUAUAUAUUUCUAUACACAAAAAUGAAAAUUGAAAGCACCGCUUUCGGUUGAAAACUUGUUGGGUUUGCACCAAACAAACAAAUCGCGUUUAGUAGCGUUGCGAAAAACAGCGGUGAGUUUUCAACCGAAAGCGGUGCUUCAAUUUUCAUUUUUGUGUAUAGAAAAUAUAUAUGAUUUUGAAGCCCGAGAAAUUCUCUACAAAACGUAUGUAAACUUCAUUCGAGUUCCUUUCAAAUGAAAAUGAAAAUUUCGUUUUAAAAAUUGACAAACGAAAAAUCCCUACUCCUCCAUGAUUUCACAAUUUCAUAAAUAUUGAUUUACAUCAUCUGAAAAGCCCUUGAAUUCUGAACAAAACUACGACUCGAUUAUACAUAUAUUCGAUAUUCAAAAAAUAAGCCAGUCAUCAAAAAACACAUGCGUUUUCACACAAUUCAAAAAACCAUGUCAUGUUUGCAUGAAAUUUUAUUUUUUUACCUCGUUUUCAUAUAUAACAUUUCAUAUGUGCUUGUAGCCGAAGAAAUUCUCUCUCGGCUAUGUAUAACACUUAUUGUGGUUCUGAUGAAAAACACAUAAAAAAUCAGCUCGUAAUAUGCACUGUUUUCGCGAAAUAAAAGUAAAAAGUUGUGUGCGAGAGAGUGUGUGUUUGUGAGCGUGUAGACAUUUUCGUUUUCCACACACACGUAAGGUUUGGGAGGCAGUGUGGUGGCUCAAAACGAAAGCAAGAUGAUUCAAUAGAUACAACAGCGAACAAAAAGAAGGAUAAGUUUGUGACAGGUGUAUUGAACAAGCAAAAAAAAAACGUAACAAAAAAAUUACAGCCGAAGAACUUGAAGAAUUAAAAAUAUAUAUGCAAGAAGUUGACUUGGCUAUGGUACGUAAGAAUCCGGGUCGCAUGAAAAUGCCAAAAAUAAAAAUAAAAUUCAAAAAUCUUGCCACCAAAGGUAUCACGCCUAUGGAAACUAUGGGAAAAUGUUUGGAUAUAAUCAUUCGAAAAGGCAUAGCAAUGGCUGAUGGUGAUUUAGAGAAUACAAAAAUUGUAGUAGCGUGAGUUUGAAUAUACAUAAUGUAGUUUCAUUUUUAAUAUUUACAGACUUUCACACCCGGGUUUUCGCGAAAAAACAAUCUGGCUCUGUAAUCGUAGUUAUCAGCUUAUUAAUGGUUUUACUUUGAUGAACAAAAUGGCCGCAGUUAUACAAAGCAACGAAGAAGUAAUGAUGGAUGAACAUUUUGAUUUUGAAUUACAUGUGAUGGAGAGUGAAAACAACAAAGUUGGUGGUUGCCGUUCAAAAUGUACAACAGUGAACAACUCAGUUCGUUUUUAACAUUUACUGUAACUUUUGGUAAUUUGCUAACGAUUUAUUACAAUUCUUAUGUUUUUCUUAUGAUUUUCAGAACUAUUAUAAUGUCUUUUCUGAUAAAGUUUAAAGUUUUAAUGAUUUUUAUUUUUGUCAGACUUAUGUUGAUCAACGAUGUGGUGCAAAAGCCUUUGUUCUCGGUGAAGGAAAGUGUUUGUUGAAAGCUGUUGGUAUAGCAAUGGCUAAUCACUACUAUCAAAUUGGUGGUGAGGAUCACAUUAAGUAUUGGAAUUCGAUUAGGCGCUACGUAUGAAAUUACUUAUAAUUUUAUCUGAUCAACAGAAAAUUUUCAGAAAUCAGUUCAAGAAGAUGCCGCUUUCAUUAUCGAAUCUGCAACAGGGUUAGAGAAAAAAACUGAACAUUCUUUACAAGACUUACGGAAGAUUGCACAUUUUUUCGAUGAUUGGAAUUUUGUAGUCUUCGAGCGACAAUCUUUCAGCAAUACUGCAUCCAAAAUAGAAGAACUCAACCCAGGGAAAACCAAAUAUGUGACAUUGAUCUAUUUCGAUGGUCAUUAUGACUUUGUUAAGAAAUCAAAAGCAAUCAUAAAUGCAAGGUAACGUUUUCAAAAACUUGAACAUAUACUGAUAAUAAAUUACAGUUACUGUAAGCGAUGUGGAUGUUUACACAAUGAUAGGAAACAUUACCGCAAGUGCAAGGCGUUAUGUCGAAGUUGUGGACACAACGCAUGUUUCAACGAACCUGAAACCGAACCAAGAGUGAAAUGUAAAGACUGUCUUAGACUUUUCAAAAAUCGAAAAUGUUUCAAAGACCACAUAAAAAUCAAGAAAACCACAAACAUGUGCAGCAGAUUCAAAUGGUAAGUAACCAUUUAUUACAGUUUCAUGUAUUUUUAUUAAGUUGUCCUGAAUGUAACAAAGUGGUUGAUGUUGUUGAAUCUGUGCGAUAUCCACACAUUUGUGAAAAUUCGAGAUACUGCCGAAAAUGUCGCAACUAUGUUGGCAGAGAACACAAUUGUUGCUACAAUCCACCAUCUGCUAAACAACGCGAAAAUGUUUUGAAGAAACAGAAGACAUUCCUGAAAGUUGUUUAUGAUGUGGAAACAGUUACAGUUGAAGAAAAAGACGGUAAACGAGAAAAAACAUGUGAAUGAACGUUUGUGCUUUCAGGUUUUUUCUCACCACUACCCACACACAUAGUAAAUACAGUUUGUUGGGAAACUUGGUGUCAAGACUGUGUCGAUGACGAGAAAUGUCAAUCAUGUACAGGAAAAGGCUGUAUAAACUAUUAUGAUGUAUCUGGCGAAGAAACAGUUAUUGGAAAAUUCACCAAGAUGUUGUUAUACGACGAGAAGUUUGAUAAAGCAAUUUUGUUAGCACACAAUGGUGGUUGGUAAGUAACAAUAACAAAAAGAUAAAACAACAUUACAGUUUUUUCAGUUAUGAUCACUACUUUGUUCUACAUGAAAUGCUUGUUAAACACGGUAGAUUCCCACAUUUAACGCGCAAAGGAAGAAAAAUAAUUGUUGCAUAUCUUGAUGGAGAAAAGCCGAAAUUUGGAGGAUUACGUAGUAAUCAACUCACAUUCAAAGAUACUCUCAACUUUCUACCAAUGGGGUUGGCUAAAUUACCAAAAGCAUUUGACAUCAAGGAAAUGGUUAAAGGCUUCUAUCCACAUUAUCUCAACACCCCCAAAUUCUAUGGGAAAAUUCUAGAUGAAUUACCACCUUUGAAAUAUUAUAAUACUGAUAGCAUGCAAAAUCCUGAAACGCUCAUACAGUAUCACAAUGAAAAUCGUUCAAAAAAGUUUGACGCCGAUCUAGAACGGUUGAAAUAUUGUCAAUCAGAUGUUCAAAUAACAAUGGCUGCGAUAAAAAAGUUUUCCAAGGUAAGUGUUUUUGUUGUGAUGAUUCAUAGUUUUCUUCAUUCAGAUAUGCAUCGAACAACUUGGUGGUUGGGAUCCUGUGAUUUGUGCAGCCAAAAUACCUAGUUUCGUAAUGCAUUUGAUGAAAUUCGAGAACAUUCGAGUUGGUGAGAUUGGCUAUAUUCCAGAAAACGGAUUUCCACAACGUACACAAUCGAAAAUGGCUAUCAAAUAUCUAUUUUGGUUAUCAAAGGAGCUCAAAAUAAACAUUCAACACUUGAGAAAUGGCGGAGAAAAGAAAAUUGUAAUUGAUGGAAAAAUAUUUUAUGUUGAUGGUUAUGUUGCCGAGACAAAUGAGAUUUAUGAAGUUUAUGGAUGUUGUGUUCAUGGUUGCCCCAAAUGUAACCCAAAAGAUGCUUUCAAUCCAUUAGACAACAUGAAGACCAAUGGUCAAAUUUUGGAAGAUACGUUGGAACGCCAACGAAAACUCGAGAUGGCUGGAUAUCGUGUUAUUGUUGUUUGGGAGCAUGACAUCAAGAAACAUCUAGCAGCAAAUGCUUUAUUGAGAGAGUUUUUUGUUAAGGUAUUUGGUUUAGGUUCACUUUUUCAAAAAUCUAAACCUAAUUAUGUUUACAGUGUCGCCACACAAUUUGUCUUCAACCUCGAGAUGCAAUGUAUGGUGGGCGCACACAACCAUUCCGAUAUAUUUUAAGUGUUAAUCCACACGAAAACAUUCGUUAUCUAGAUUUUUGUUCUUUGUACCCCUUUGUGAAUAUCACACAAGCAUAUCCAAAAGGUCAACCUGACGUUAUCACGAGCAAUUUUGAUUAUGAAUCGUUCAAAUAUCGAGGUACGUUUCAGUUAAUCAAUUUCAUUUUGAAAAACAAAAAUUCAGGACUGAUCUGCUGUGAUGUGAACCCACCCAAAAAUCUUAAAUUACCAAUUCUGCCUUAUCGAUCAGGAGGAAAAUUGUUGUUUCCACUCUGUAGAUCAUGUGCAGAGAGCAUGGAUUGGCGUAGUGAGUGCACUCACAAAACAGUACAAGAAAGAUUUCUAACCGGAACAUGGUACUCGGAAGAGUUAAAGUUGGCAUUGGAGAAUGGCUAUACAAUUCUUCGUUAUCAUGAAGUUUGGCAUUGGGAUGACUCAAAAUGGCAAACUGGUGGAUUUUUUGCAAGAUAUCUGCAACCAUUGCUCAAGAUGAAGCACGAGGCUUCCGGUUGGCCGUUGGGUGUUAAAACUGAAGAACAAAAACGUCAAUAUAUUGAAGAGAUUGAGAGAUCUGACAACGUAUUAUUAGAGUGUGAAAAAAUCAAGAAGAACCCGGCGUUGCGCUCAAUUGCAAAGUUGUUUCUGAAUAGCGCCUGGGGUAACAUUAGCAAAACACGUUUUUGAGAAAAAAACAUUUAAAUUUUUCAGGUAAGUAUUGUGAGAAUCCAGCGCAAGAAGAAACAAAGAUUUUCCACACGUCGGACCAUAUUGCACAAUCAAACUUUGCCAAUCAACCCGAUUUUGAUUUGACUAGUUUGGACGACAUCGGAGAUGACAUCACUAUACUUUCGCGUCUGAAGCAUGUUGAUUUUAUCGAUACCAAAAAUUUUGCUAACGUUGUUUUUGGUAAGUUCUUCAUUACUUUAACUGUUAUACAACACUCUAACAGGUGCAAUCACAACAGCGAUGGGGCGGAUAACGCUUUACAAGGCUAUCAAAAUGGUUGGGUACAACCGAAUUGCUUAUUGUGGUUAGUUUCCAUUGAAUAUUUUUGAGUAAACUGCGACAAAAGAAAAUUUGAAAAUCUUAUAGAUACUGAUUCUUUGGUGUUCAUUGAGAAAGAUGGAGAAAACCUGUGCGGCGACCUGGUUGGAACAGGUCUCGGUAAACUAGAAUCGGAAGUGCCUGAGGGGGUGAAAAUUUCAAAGUUCGUGGCAAUUGCCCCAAAAUGUUAUUGCUACGAGUUAACUGAUAUGAAUGGUGUGCAUGUCAAAUUUGUGAUUAAAGCAAAAGGUGUCACACUCGAUCAAGCGAACUCAAACAUUGUAACAUUUGCCGAGAUGGAACGAAUGGUAAACACCCAUAUAUGUAGGAAUAAACUACAUGCAUCUUACAGGCUCACGAAAUGAUUACCGAACAACAAACGACACCAAUUCAAGCGAAAGUUCGCGGUAUGAAGAAAAAGUUUAUAGUUUCUAUCACAAACUAUGAGACGAUGAAAGUUGUUCAACCAAUUGUUGACAAAAUGAGGUUAUGUGAAGAUGGGAUGACUCUACCUCAUGGUUACACUGAAAAUAAUAUAAUUGAUGAUUAUUUGUUUUAUGAUAAUAAAUAA
Caenorhabditis angaria is the source of this 6221-nucleotide messenger RNA. The record is from the annotation of a GenBank genome assembly. Lineage: Eukaryota; Metazoa; Nematoda; Chromadorea; Rhabditida; Rhabditidae.